Molecule: messenger RNA, 4331 nt
Organism: Hippoglossus stenolepis (Pacific halibut)
Lineage: Eukaryota; Metazoa; Chordata; Actinopteri; Pleuronectiformes; Pleuronectidae
Gene: slc39a14
Product: solute carrier family 39 member 14
Exons: 9
Coding region: 245-1771 (508 amino acids)
Biological process (GO): intracellular zinc ion homeostasis; zinc ion import across plasma membrane
Cellular component (GO): membrane
Molecular function (GO): zinc ion transmembrane transporter activity
Source: RefSeq, a predicted model, not a curated record
CUCUCUCUCUCUCUCUCCUCCGCUUCUCUCCUGAAUGACGGAAGACGCCGGAGACUUCCUGCCGCCGUCCACGUCUCACAUCCCCGCUGCGCCGGAGCCUGAGAGCCGGUGUUUGUCGAGAGAGGUCUGCGGCGAGAGACGCGUCUGUUCCCCGCAGCGGCAGCGGCAGCAUCACCGGGUGAGCUAACGGCUAAUAUACAGAUCAACGUCCUCCAGCCAGUGAAGGACUCUUCUGCUGCUGCUCAUGUCGUUCCCUCAUGGCCGUGUCAUGACCACCGUCACCCGCCUCCAGUCACAGCUCGUGUUGGUCCUGACCCUGGCUGUGCUGCUCUGCCCCUUGGGCUUAGUGACGGUUCGGGGGGAAAUCCAGACCCAGUCUCCUGCUCAGGUGCUCCAGGACCUGCUGAGCCGCUAUGGCGACAACAGCACCAUCACGGUGCCCCAGCUGCGCGCCCUGCUGGCCCUCCUCAGCAAGGAACAGGGUGAAGGUCACAGCGAGAGCAGCGGUGUGGCUGAGGCACCAACAAGCCCGCCUCCUAAAGCCAACAGGUCCAAGUGCCUGCCUGCAGACACGUUGGCCAUUUACAACAUUAGUGAGCAGACCCAGCUGGAUGGGCACCGUUUGACCAAGCUGUGCCCCACCAUGCUGCAGCAGCUGGGUGCUGGAUCCUGCAAGGUGCAAAAAGAGGAGAUGCUGAUCAGCGAACCCCCCCCCAGGCCCACAGGAGCUGAAGUGUGGGGUUAUGGGAUCCUGAGUGUGACACUCAUCUCUCUGUGUUCGCUGCUGGGGGCCUGCGUGGUGCCCUUCAUGAAGAAAACCUUUUACAAGCGACUGCUGCUCUACUUCAUAGCCCUGGCCAUUGGCACGCUCUACUCCAACGCCCUGUUUCAGCUCAUCCCAGAGGCGUUUGGUUUUGACCCCAUGGUGGAUUUCUACGUGUCCAAGUCGGCCGUCGUGUUUGGAGGAUUUUACCUCUUCUUCUUCACGGAGAAGAUUCUCAGAGUGCUGCUCAAACAGAAAAAUGGGAACCACGGCCACAGUCACUACCCCAGUGCAGGUCGCUGCCCGUCACCUGACAAGGAUUUGGAGGAGGGGGAGAAGGAGAAGCUGCAGCUGAACGGAGAAGCCAGCAGUCUGGCUGCGGGCAAAUUGGACGCAGGGGAGGGCGAGCUCAUGCUCAGCCCAGCUCAGACGCCGCAGGACUCCCAGAGGCCAGAGAGCACCGGGAGAUCCGGAGGUGGCGGCGGCUGCUAUUGGCUGAAGGGGACGACCUAUUCUGACAUCGGCACAUUGGCGUGGAUGAUCACGCUGAGUGACGGUCUGCACAACUUCAUCGAUGGCUUGGCUAUCGGAGCGUCCUUCACUUCGUCCGUCUUCCAGGGCGUCAGCACGUCCGUGGCCAUCCUGUGUGAGGAGUUCCCCCACGAGCUGGGAGACUUUGUGAUCCUGCUGAACGCCGGCAUGAGCAUACAACAGGCUCUGUUCUUCAACUUCCUGUCGGCCUGUUGCUGUUACCUGGGCAUGGGCUUCGGCAUCCUGGCCGGCAACAGCUUCUCACCCAACUGGAUCUUCGCCCUGGCAGGAGGAAUGUUCCUCUACAUCGCUCUGGCAGACAUGUUCCCAGAGAUGAACGAGGUGAGUCGUGAGGAAGAGGACGCCGGCGGCAGCAGCUUCCUCCUCACCUUUGCCAUCCAGAACGCCGGCCUGCUGACGGGCUUCUCCAUCAUGCUCCUCCUCACCACAUACUCCGGACAGAUACAGCUGGGCUAGCACCAGACCCCUCCGGACCGACACCAGCUCUGGCCCGUGCAACAUGAACUGGGGACGUCUGCUGGUUUGUGCCGGUGGAAACUGGCUCGGAGAGGAGUGGGAAGCCGGACCUUCUUUUCCUCUUUAUCUCCCUCUCUUCUUAAGCUAUAAGGACUCUGGAGUUUGGGGAGUUUGUCUGUGCGGCAGGUACGCACACUCCUCUGUAGUACAUAUUCGAGAAGCUGUUCAUACAUGCAGUAUAUCCCAGGCAGUGGGGGGGGGAGGCUGCUGCUCCCUCUGGAACAUCGACUUGUUCAGCCUACAAAGACGACUAAAGAUGUGCUGAACGUGCAAUACUCGCUCAGACUGCUCAUCAGCCAUUUUGGCUCCUGCUCUUGUUCUCUCGACCUUCACGGAGCCUCACACCAGAGUCUGUUGAGCCUCAUUAGAUGUUGAGUGUUUGCGUCACUGAUCCUCUGUGGCUGUAACGUUCCCUCAGGAGGUGAGAAAAGCACAAUCAGGUAACAGCAGCUGUGUUAGUGACAUCUUUGUGUCUUUUUAGACUCCUCCCCCAGACUCCUCCCUUCCCCGUGUUUCACUCCGCACCAAAAACCAAUUAUUACGGAACUGAAACUGGAAUUUGUAUCAAGUGUUGACAUCAGACAGACUUCCAGCUGGACCUUGUCGUUUGUGCGUUGAUGUUAUAUUUUCUUACGUGUGAAAAAUGUGAAAAAAAAGCGAUCAGUCUUUUGAAGAAUACAGGCAGAGCGCUGAGAAACGAUGAAGGGCUACUCGGUGACGUCUGGAGGGGCACUCUUCAUCCUCCCGACUCGUCUACAUCCUCGACAGGCAGAUCAAAACUCCUCCUGAAGCCUCGGCCGUCUCCUGUAAAGUCCAGAGUCUGAUUCUAGUGCAGAGCAGACACAACGACCCACUGUCCUCAGCAGCACUUCUCCAUAGUUAACCAUCUGUGCCCUUCAUUCAUAUCACGUUGAACAGUUGCAGCUUUCUGCCAUUCCUUGUGUUUUUGAGAUCUGCUCUUUCCACAUCUCAUAGACAGUUUUUCCCAAAGUAUUUUACCGUGCAGUCAUAGUUUUAACAUGAUACUGUAACUGAAUCAUAUACGUAUAGGCACACUUUGCCUACUGGUCAGGUCUGUGCGCUUAUCUUUAUUAAUCAUCCAUAACAAUAACAUAAAAAUGAGAUUAUAUACUUUUAUUUAGUUACUGUACUUAACACUGCGUGGCCACAAGUAUGGAGACAAACAUGUUUUAACCUUUGAAGAAGCAAUGAGAUCAGUUGAAAACACUCAUUCCUGCUCUGACAUUAUUCAGCCUCUCGGGGCAAAAUAAGCUGAAAUCGAUUUGUUUAUUAAUCGUUUCAUUUUAAAUUUAUAUUUUUAUAUCAUCAAAUAACUAAUUAAAACCAAACUUGAACAAACAUCAGUGAGAUAAAAACGACCUAAACCAUCUUUCACCACUUUCAGGUCUUUUAAAAAGAUGAUUUUCUCAGAUUUUAAAUUGGAAGAACUCGUCACUAAUCCUCUUGUGGCUGAACGGGAGCAAAGACCCGCAGCCGAUAGAACGGAGGUGGAUGUACGAAUACGAUGUUUAGGUGUCCACAUACUUUUGGCCAUGUAGUGUAAUUUAAACCGGAGGGGAUCCAGUGAAUGUCGGAGCUGAAACGUCUGAUUCCUUCUCUGCAGCAUUCAGGGGACGUGUAGCUGGUGUUUGUCAUGUUUGUUUAAAUGUGACUGGUUCUACUUCAACUAACUCUGACAUUAGUUUUGUUAAAUAUACACAUGAAGCAGCUGUUUAAACCGCAGCAGCAUCACGGUGUGUGUUAGAGUGUACACUACAAAUUUAGUGGAUCUCUGUUUGAGUUUCAUUUGCUGAUAUCUUACAGAUUCUUCACUGUACAAUAUUCAAAAUUCAAGCAGUCACCAGAAGCUACAAUGUGAGUAACGAUUAGAGUUGUAGAAUAUUAUUUAUUAGAAACCGAGAAGAAGUGAUUGGAUGUUAUGUUUGUAUAGUCGCACUAACAAAUUAAAAGAGAUUUCCGUUAUUUCCGGUUGGAAAAGUCAAGCCAUUAAAACAACUGGUACCAUGUGGUACAGUAUUACUGCUGUGUAAUAACUAAUGUACGGGAGGUUAUUUAUUAUCGCUUGAGCCAUAAAAUAUUUAUUUUAUGCUUUACAGCCGAGAUGAAAAAGUCAUUUUAGGUUUACACCACCAGCCGGGAGUGUUGGUCAUUUCUUUUGUUGUGAUAUUUUUAACUGAAGUCAAGAGUCGCUGCCUCACACAAACCUCAGUGUUCAGUUCACACACUGAACAACAAACCACACAACAAACAACCAGGAGCAACCAAACAACAAAAGUGUUUCUGCUGUCAAACAACCAACAAGCUAACGUUUAUCUUUAUGAAGAUUUUAACCGUUAUAAAACAAUUUAUAAAUCCUCUUUCAUACUUGUAAUCUUCUUUAAAAAAAGAUGCUGUACCUAAUGUAAUUCAUGUGAAUCCUCAUCAGCCUUCUGUGUGUCAUGGGAGCCCCUUUUUUUAUAAACAUCAUUUUACAAGAAAA